AUGAGCUCGUCGAUCGUGGCAAUGUACAAUACCCAGCUCGUUGGCGAUUCAACCGAUCCGCCCACCAUUCGAGCUGCCAGAAGCUUUGUUAGCCUGGGUGUUAUCUCGUCUGAUGUUAUACCAACCAGAAUAAACUUCUUCCGCCAGGUGCACAACUUCAUCUUCGAUAUCCGUCAGGUGAAGGUCGAGCACCCGGCUGGUUUACACGGGCAAGUGGCUCAAGUGAGCCGAAUAUCUUCGACGAGAUCAAGAUGGGCUCGAAUCAAGUGGCUUCAGAGGGGUUGUGGAAACCUGCUGCUUGAAAGCUGA
Molecule: messenger RNA, 309 nt
Organism: Aspergillus novofumigatus IBT 16806
Lineage: Eukaryota; Fungi; Ascomycota; Eurotiomycetes; Eurotiales; Aspergillaceae
Exons: 2
Coding region: 1-309 (102 amino acids)
Source: RefSeq, a predicted model, not a curated record